UUUCAGGUUGGACGAUUCGGGCGGGCCUCGACCCCACGACCGACUGAUGUCUCCGCGUCUACACCAGCCGCUCUCCGUUCAUGUUGCAGCAGCAGCCCUGAGGUUGCCACGGGGAGCAGCUGGGGUCACUGGACAUGCCCGGCGGUCGCAGGGGUCCGAGUAGACAGCAGCUGAGCCGCUCGGCCCUGCCCUCACCACAGACUCUGGUGGGGAGCAGCUGCAGCAACGGUGCGGGGCUCAGGAACAGGAGCAGCACAUCUGUGGGUCUCUCUGCUCCACCACUCACUGCGCUGAUCAGCCCAGAACCCGUUCGCCAUGCACGCAUUCCUGAACUUCCCAUCGACAGCAGUGUGCUCUUUGAGUUUAUGCUCUUUUUGUACCUGCUGGUGGUGCUGUUUGUGCAGUACAUUAAUAUCUACAAAACUGUCUGGUGGUAUCCUUAUAGCCAUUCUGGUGCCUCUACCUCACUGAACUUUCAUCUAAUAGACUACCACCUGGUGAUCUUCAUUACUGUUAUGCUGGCCAGGAGGCUUGUGUGGACUAUUAUUUCAGAGGUACAGUGACUGACUUGCAAUUUC
This is a messenger RNA of Paramormyrops kingsleyae, 578 nucleotides long. NCBI's taxonomy places the organism in Eukaryota, Metazoa, Chordata, Actinopteri, Osteoglossiformes, Mormyridae. The record is from RefSeq and is a predicted model, not a curated record.